GACACACAAAUCAACCAGGGGCGAUGUGCACAUGUAACUAAUGCAGAUUGUGAUCAGAUAAAUCGGUAUUCCUUCGAAGAAGCAGAUCUGUGGACGUUGCCCACCAUGUUGUUACGAACGUUACUCAGCUAUCAUCUUCUAAGCACGAUGGAGCCUCCAGUGGAGCUGAUAGAGACUGAGGCUGGCCUGAAGAACAGGAGCACAGCCACCGAUGCCUUCAUCGACUUCAUGGGGGGUGUUGCAGGUGGCACUGCCUCUGUCUACGUGGGCCAGCCCCUGGACACGGUCAAGGUGAAGAUGCAGACAUUCCCCACACUCUACACUAAUGCCAUGGACUGUACUGUACAAACCUUCAAACAAGAUGGCAUUGUACGAGGUCUGUACGCAGGCACCAUCCCGUCCCUCGCUGCACAGAUCUCAGAGAACUCAGUCCUGUUCCUGUUUUAUGGCAUCUGUCAGAAGAUGGUAGCGAAGGUGGUUUCUGUGCCAAGCGUGGACAAACUGACACCCUUGCAUAAUGCCCUGGCAGGAAGUGGUGCUGCUUUUUUCUCGUCAUUCACGCUGUGCCCGACGGAGCUGAUCAAGUGUCGCCUGCAGGCCAUGAGGGAGAUGGCCACCCAAGGACAGCUGGAAGGAGGGCUAGAGAGACUCAAAAUAGGCCCCUGGGGUCUCACCAAGGAGAUCCUCCAGCAAGAGGGCUUCCGGGGGCUCUUUAAGGGGCUCACCAGCACCUUCAUGAGGGAAAUGCCAGGAUAUUUCUUCUUCUUCGGGGGCUACGAAAUAUGUCGCCACCUCCUGACACCAGCAGGAAAAACAAAAGAUGAAAUAGGGGCCUGGAGGACUAUCGUGUGCGGCGGUGUUGGUGGGGUGGCCCUGUGGACGGCCAUUUUCCCUGCUGAUGUUGUCAAAUCACGCAUUCAAGUACAGUGCGUGGCAGGGUCUGUAACUCCCACCUUUAUAGCAACAGUUCUCAAGAUCUUCAGAGAGGAAGGAGUGACGGCGCUGUACAAGGGAUUGGGGCCGACCGUCGUGAGAACCUUCCCCGCGACCGGCGCUCUCUUCCUCGCCUAUGAAACAACGAAGAAAUGGCUGGGCUACGUUUCUGACCAAGUCACAGGAUAAUGUUAGUGGUUGCUAGGGAACCAGUGUACAUAUCACAGUAUUAUGUUUUACAGCCAAGAAUCUGGUUUCAUGAGUGUUUGCAGUAUUAGGAACAGUGGCACUGGUGUUAGUGAGGAUGCUGUGUUCUAAAGGUUCUAAAGACUCUUUCCCCCUCAACAGCAUCAUUGAUAAGCCAGGGUAUUAUAUCUCCAUGGUGAGGGAAAUAUGUUCUGUGCUAAUAAAGACGAAGAUGGGGAGGUUGCUUCGAAAACAAUGCUUUGCUUGCAAAUUUUAAUGCGCUAGGUAAUCGAGGAUGUCAGGAACAUGAAUGUUGUCCUCAGGGACAUAUGAAGAUCCGUAUUUUCUGAUUUGGACCAUAAAGAUUUUUUCUUUAUCUUUAUCCAUACUGAAAAACAACCUCCAGGUUUUUGGUUAAGUGCUUCCAAAACUAGCAGUAGAAUUUGUAAAUUCAAGCUAUAAAAGUUAAAUUUCCACAUUUCUUUUAAUAAUGGUUCAGAGUGAGUAAACUCAUUACACAAAAUGUUGAUUUUGCAAAAUGGAAGUGGUUAUAACAGAUCAACAAAUAAUGAACAUGCUGGGGCCCUAACAUCUUCUCGAGCCAAGGGAGGUAACUGACUGUAAUGGUCCAGUUUCCACCCUUGCCCAACUAGGCUGGAAUUAUGGAGUAAUAUUUUUGCUGGACAAACAAGUCUAUUCAUAGUCCAAUCAAAAUCGCGUAACCAAAUUGUAAACUGUAAUUCAUAAACUGCUGUGCAGAUUUCGGUUGAUCGCUGGACUUGCAGAGCAUAUGUACCGUCAACUAAGUCAACAUAUAUUUUAGAAAUCUUUUCAUAUUUUUAAUGCACUUGAUGAAGUAAGACACGUUUUAUUACAAAAUAGAUCUUGAUUAUCCAUCAGAUCCUCUUCACUGAGCGAUGCCAUUUUAUUUGAAGCAAACGCAAGUAAUAUGAGAGGUGGAAUCUGAUUGGUCAAAAGGCGGGAUAUAGAAGGGACAUAACUCUUAAUAGCCACUGGUGGCGCUACGAUCAAGGCCAGAAAUUCCAGCCCAGUUUGGCAAGGGUCAGUUAACUCCCAUGCCUCGCGAAGAUGGGACCUUAGUGACUGUAAAUUUGUGUUUCAUUACUUCAGUUAUGAAGUAGAUUCAGUUUUUAAAAUUAGAAGAAGUGCUUCUAAGAAAAUAUUUUCUGUUUUGUAUUAAAUUCGCUUCUGCUGGCAGACCUAUCAGAUAGUCAUGGGAGAUUUACUCUCAAGAGCUGUGUAAUAGAUUGAAGGGUGUGAUUUUAAGAAGCUGGUCUGGCUACUGUUGAAACUGUUGAGGCUGGUUGAGAAACAGCUGGCAUCACUGGCACCUUACAUUUGUUAAAGGGGAAGUGUACACGCAAAAAUCACUUUCUUUCUUUUUCUAAACAAAACGCAAUUUUAGAAUUAAUUAGUAUCUGUGUUUGAAAAUAUACACUCAUUUUUUUCACAGUGAAAGUAGG
Messenger RNA from Haliotis rufescens (red abalone), 2603 nucleotides. Its product is annotated as mitochondrial ornithine transporter 1-like. Lineage: Eukaryota; Metazoa; Mollusca; Gastropoda; Lepetellida; Haliotidae. Gene Ontology annotation, biological process: mitochondrial L-ornithine transmembrane transport. The coding region runs from base 106 to 1122 and encodes 338 amino acids. Gene Ontology annotation, molecular function: L-ornithine transmembrane transporter activity. The transcript has 6 exons. The record is from RefSeq and is a predicted model, not a curated record.